GCUGCAGGAAGCAAUAAGAAGACAGAGGGAAGGAAGCAGGACGGGACGAGGGCUGAGGUCUUCACAAGCAGAAGGACUUGCCGUCAGAGUUUCCUCCGAGAGCUGCUCGACUUCCUCGCACUUGUCGGUCCAAAACACGCGGCUGUUUUUGCUGUUUUUCCUCCCUGCGUGGAACGCUGUCCAGGAUCGCCCCACUACAACACGAGGACGCGGGAUCGCGACAGGAAGAGUGAGGAAAAUGAAAGCUGCGGUGGACUGGUGCCUGUUGCUGCUGCCGCUGCUGCUCCGUCCCGGGGUGCUCUCCUUGUCCACGCAUGUUGCCAUUAUCUACCCACAAGACCCAGUCCUGCGUAUGGGGUCGAACCUGACUGCCAGCUGCUGGGUGCAUCCGGAGCAUGGGGUCCAUGCCAGCGCCCUCUUCUGGACACUGAACGGGCAGCAGCUUUCUGGUUCCUUAUACCGGGUUCUGAGUCCAACCAACAUGAGCGUGACACUGGUGGGACUCAACGCCUCUCGGCAGAAGUCAGGGGACAACCUGAUGUGUCACAAUCACAAGGGCCACAUCCUGGCUGGCUCAUGCCUCUACGUUGGAAUGCCGCCGGAGAAGCCGGUCAAUCUGACCUGCUGGUCCAGGAACACCAAAGACCUAACAUGCAGCUGGAGGCCAGGAGGAAGAGGAGAGACCAACAUCAGCACAAAGUAUACUCUGAAGUACAAACUCAGAUGGUACGGCAAAGAGAAGGAGUGCGAGGUGUACACUCACACGCAGCCGUACUCCUGCAGCAUCACCAGAGACCUGCACCUCUUCACACCCUAUGAGAUCUGGGUGGAGGCCUCCAAUCAGCUGGGCUGGGCCACCUCUGAUGUCAUCACUCUGGACAUCCUAGACGUGGUGACCACUGACCCCCCCGCCGGUGUCACCGUGAGCCGCGUGGGUCAGUUGGAGGACCAGCUGAGCGUCCGCUGGGAGGCUCCUCCAGCCCUCAAAGACUACCUGUUCCAGGCCAAGUACCAGAUCCGCUACAGACUGGAGGACAGCCAGGACUGGAAGGUGAUGGACGACGUCGGGAACCAGACCUCGUGCAGGCUGGCGGGCCUGAGGCCGGGGACCGUGUAUUUCGUGCAGGUCCGCUGUAAUCCUGUCGGCAUCUUCGGCUCUAGGAAGGCUGGAAUCUGGAGCGAGUGGAGCCAUCCCAUGGCUGCGUCGACGCCACACAGUGAGCGGCUGAUGACCGGCUCCUGUGACUCCAAGUCCAGCGGCGACUCCAACUCCACGCUGCGCCGGGAGCUGAAGCAGUUCUUCGGCUGGGUCCGGAAACACGCCUACGGCUGCAGCAGCAUGUCCAUGAAGCUGUACGACCAGUGGAGGGUGCUGAUGCAGAAAUCCCAUAAAGCUCGCAACCAGGUAGGUUCUCGAAGGGGAUAAGUCCUAGCACCUGCUGCCGUGUGGGUGGAUCCGUAGAGACUAUUGAACACAGAUUGUGGGGACUCAUGAGCACAGACUUUCUGAACGAAAAGACUUGUUGGACUCACACGGACUUCUCUGCUCAUCGACCUGGUGCUGCACACAACUGCUAAAAGGAGUGUUGAAGAGCCUGCCUGUGUCUGCGCUGGACUCCAACACCAUCUAGAGGCCACUCAGCAUCAGUGGACGCUUCAGCUCUUCUUCGCUCACGCUCCGGUCUUCAAACAACUCACUUCAACUUCAGUGUUUUUAUCCAAAAGCCGACCCGGUUCUGUCCAAAAGCAAGUGACUGAUUGGUGUGAGGAGGCGCGCCACCGCUUUUAUUUUUGUACUGUAUUGUAACAACAUAUUUAAAAAUGUUUAUGUUUGUCUCUUAAGUUAUGUUAAGUUAGUAAAGAUAUAUGAAUGACUGACGCUCCUCACAUGCCAUUCUUUUUGUUGGUGUUCCACGAAUGAUACCUAAAUAUCCAUAGUUGUGAAAUGAGACGGUUUUUCUUCUAGGUUUAUUUAUUCACUUGACAGAGUGACUCGCCGUGGUGGGAGAGAGGGAAAAUAGGUCCAAACGCUGGGAGGAUAUCAACAAGUGUAAUUAUUCCUCUUCG
Molecule: messenger RNA, 2067 nt
Organism: Synchiropus splendidus (mandarinfish)
Lineage: Eukaryota; Metazoa; Chordata; Actinopteri; Syngnathiformes; Callionymidae
Gene: crlf1a
Product: cytokine receptor-like factor 1a
Exons: 9
Coding region: 239-1426 (395 amino acids)
Biological process (GO): cytokine-mediated signaling pathway
Cellular component (GO): external side of plasma membrane
Molecular function (GO): protein binding; cytokine receptor activity
Source: RefSeq, a predicted model, not a curated record